Molecule: messenger RNA, 2433 nt
Organism: Lachancea thermotolerans CBS 6340
Lineage: Eukaryota; Fungi; Ascomycota; Saccharomycetes; Saccharomycetales; Saccharomycetaceae
Gene: LAS21
Product: mannose-ethanolamine phosphotransferase LAS21
Exons: 1
Coding region: 1-2433 (810 amino acids)
Biological process (GO): GPI anchor biosynthetic process
Cellular component (GO): endoplasmic reticulum membrane
Source: RefSeq, a predicted model, not a curated record
AUGAAUAAGAGGCUUCUGGUACUGCUAGUCCUAGAGAUAGUGGCAAUUCUGACGUUCUCAGCUGGAUUUUUCCCACAAAAGUCUGUCCUGCAAGGUGAUGCACAGUUCAACUAUAAACCCGAAGCACAUCGCCGCAUGGCGCCCAAGUUCGAGAAGAUGGUUCUUGUUAUUGUCGAUGCGCUGAGGUCUGAUUUUGUAUUCCAAAAAGAUAUGAGUGAGUUCGGGUUUUUGCACAAGCUAUUGAAUAAAGGACAUGCUUGGGGCUACACGGCUUACUCGAAUCCGCCCACCGUCACGCUUCCAAGAUUGAAGGGGAUAACUACUGGCUCUACACCCAAUUUUCUUGAUGCGAUAUUGAACGUGGCUGAAGAUGACGUUUCAUCCAAUUUGAAAGAGCAGGACUCGUGGCUGCGACAGUUCCGUAUGCACCAAAAGAAGAUAAAGUUUUUUGGCGAUGAUACCUGGCUGAAGCUGUUUCCGUCAGAGUUCUUCGAUGAGACUGACGGAACCAAUUCAUUUUUUGUGAGUGACUUCGAGGAAGUUGACUUAAAUGUAACUAGACACCUUCCGCAGCAGUUACAAUCUCAAGAUUCUUGGGAUGUACUCAUCUUACACUACUUAGGGCUUGAUCACAUAGGACACAAAGGUGGGGCGUUUUCAAGUUUCAUGCCUCCCAAGCACCGCGAGAUGGAUGCUGUUAUCGAGCAAAUCUAUAACGCUGUGGGUGAGGAUACUUUGAUUUGCGUGAUGGGUGACCACGGAAUGAAUGACUUAGGCAACCACGGGGGAUCAUCUGCGGGCGAAACUUCUGCAGCACUGGUCUUUAUAUCGAAGUUGCUUGAGAAAUAUGAAAAACCCUUAGCUCAGCAGGGCCAAGAUAUCCCCGUGGCCUCCAGCAGCCCAGAAUACAACUACUUGACUAAAGUCAACCAAAUAGAUUUUGUGCCAACCAUAGCAACACUAUUCAAUUUACCUGUUCCCAAGAACAGCAUUGGCGUCUUAAUACCUGACUUUUUGAAGCUGCUAUCCCCAGCAGACGCCAAAACUAAAGUGAUAGAUAAUUAUCAGCAGCUUUUAAGCAUUUCUGGUGGGUCAACCAAAAAACUCGGCGACCCUGACGCUAUUAUCGAAGAGAUGAGGGAGGUUCAGAGUGACUUAGCAAAAACAGCUACAAACUACAACUAUUUGCUGUUAGGAAUUGGUUUCUUGACGCUUUUAGUUGUUUCUUCAGUAGCGCUUUUUUUUUCCUGGACUUCCUUUCCUUCAACUUUCGGCCUUUUUCUACUGCUUGGCACCUCCCUUCUCCUGAGUCUCAGCACUUUCGGGAGCAGUUUUAUUGAAGAAGAGCAUCAAAUUUGGUGGUGGACAUCGAUAGCGCUGGUCGGCUUGUCAUACAUCAGUGCACCGCGCGAGCUAGGUGACCACCUAACGGUUCUCGCUGUCCUAAGGUUAAUUCGCGGCUGGAAUAACAGCGGGCAAAAGUUUGUUUAUGAAUACACUCUCUAUGAACUGCUUAAGCAGCACUAUCAAGUUGAGUGGCUGCUGAUAACGACAACAAUAUUUGUGGUGCAAUUUCAAGGACGGGCGAAGGGUUUUUCCGCGUUUCAGUACUCUUUUCUAAUGUCUGUUCUUUGUUUGGUGUACAAAGCUACAUGGAGCAUAGUCAAUAAUGAGCAGGUGCCUGCCUGGUUGCAGCAUAUCUGCUUAAGGUCAUAUUCCAUCAUGAAGGGGGUUUCCAAGGAUCAAAUCGAUUUUAGCGAUGCUCUUGUCCCAAUGGCGAGACUUUUCUUUCAAGUCACAGCCGCUGUUAUCGCGGUAGAGGUAAUCCGCCAUCAGUUCAAGCCAAAUGGCCCCAGAUUGCUCGAAGAAAUUCAUGCCCACAUUAGCACGCUUCUGAUCCUGCAAACUUCCUCUGCAAAUAUCCCACAGUUCCUGGCUUUCCAUAUUCUUUCCAGGAAAUUAAACAGCCUAUGGUCGCGGCGCCAAUGGUCUUUCCCCGUACUCAUGACUGUAAACCUCGUUCUGCAGCACCUUUCAUUCUUCCAAUUUGGUAACACGAAUUCCAUUGCUACGGUAAGCCUUACCAACGCUUACAACGGUGUGUCGGAAAACUACAACAUAUACGUGGUGGGAGCUCUCAUGUGCGUCAGUAACUUUGCUCCUUCCAUCUACUGGUCGUUGUCGUGUCUCAAGAUCCUAUACUCAAAGAGCACACAAUCAAAGUGGGAAACAUUCUUUACUUCAAGGCUACCAUCUUUCCUCUACUACUGCUUAUUUGGUUGCUUCCUACUUGGCUCCUGCGUGAUUCUGAGGUAUCAUCUCUUCAUUUGGAGCGUGUUCAGUCCUAAAUUAUGCUACUACGUCAGCUGGAACCUUUUCAUGAAUGCAAUAAUUGCGUGGUUUUUUGAGGGCACCCUCGUAGCCCUAUUGUAA